CGUAAGUCAGAUAAGAAGUAUAGUUGUUUUACGACAGACGGCGUUAGUCUCAUCCUUGAAUGUUGGUCGGCAACUUGUUGCUUCACUUCACUGCUGGUACCUUUAAUUAUACCUUUGUUGGAUUUUGUUGGAUUAAUUUGAGUUAAACAUUUAACACGUAUCAACUUCAUUUUUACCAUGGCAAAGUUACAAGCUCUUCAAGAUGUUGCCAAUCGGCUUCGUAUUAACUCAAUCAAAGCAACACAAGCCUCUAAAUCUGGACAUCCUACGUCAUGUGCUUCUAUGGCGGAAAUUAUGUCUGUUUUAUUCUUCGAUACUAUGAGAUACUCAUUGAAAGAACCAAGACAUCCUGCAUCUGAUCGGCUUGUAUUAAGUAAAGGACAUUCUGCACCAAUUCUUUAUGCUGCAUGGGCUGAAGCUGGUUUAUUUCCUGUCAGUGAUUUACUUAAUUUAAGAAAAAUUGAUUCUGAUCUAGAAGGUCAUCCAACUCCUAGAUUGAAUUUUGUUGAUGUCGCUACAGGAUCCUUGGGUCAAGGAUUAAGUGUUGCAGCUGGUAUGGCUGUCAUUGGUAAAUACUUUGACAAAACUGAUUUCAGGACAUAUUGUCUGAUUGGUGAUGGUGAAUCAGCUGAAGGAUCAAUUUGGGAAGCAAUGGCUUUUGCUUCACAUUAUAAAUUAGAUAAUCUUUGUGCAAUUUUUGAUAUUAAUCGUCUUGGUCAAAGUGAACCUACUUCAUUACAGCACAAUCUUGAUAUCUAUGAAGCUCGUGCUAAAGCAUUUGGUUUUGAAACUAUUGUCGUUGAUGGUCAUGAUGUUGCUGCAUUAGUUGAAGCGUUUGCUAAAGCUUCUUCAACCAAAGGUCGUCCAACAGCAAUCCUCGCUAAAACUUACAAAGGAAAAGGUUUUCCUGAUAUUGAGGAUAAAGAUAACUGGCAUGGUAAACCUCUUGGAGAUAAAGCUGAUUAUGUCAUUAAACACUUGGAAGGUCAAUUGAAGAAUUUAUCAGCAGCAAUUCAACCAUUUAACCCAGUAGCUCCAGAAAUCAGUUUGAAAGUUUCACUCAAUGAACCUCCUAGCUAUAAGCUUGGUGAUAAAAUUGCAACUCGUCAAGCAUAUGGUACUUCACUUGUUAAACUCGGCAAUACUAAUCCAAGAGUUUUGGCUUUUGAUGGUGACACUAAAAAUAGUACAUUUUCUGAGACCUACAAAAAAGCAUUCCCAGAUCGCUACAUCGAAUGUUUCAUUGCUGAGCAAAAUUUAGUUGGUGUUGGUAUUGGUGCUGGAUGUAGAGGUCGGGCAAUACCAUUUGUAUCAACUUUUGCUGCAUUCUUUUCUCGUGCAUUUGAUCAACUCAGAAUGGGUGCAAUUUCUCAAGCAAACAUUAAAUGUGUUGGCUCUCAUUGUGGUGUUAGUAUCGGAGAAGAUGGACCAUCCCAAAUGGCUCUUGAAGAUUUAGCUAUGUUUAGAACUAUUCCAGGUUGUAAUGUAUUCUAUCCAAGUGAUGCUGUUAGUAUGGAACGAGCUACCGAAUUAGCCGCACAACGUAAAGGAAUUGAUUUCAUUCGUACAUCUAGACCAGCAACACCAGUCAUUUAUGCUAAUGACACUGUUUUUGAAAUUGGAAAAUCUAAAGUUGUUCGUAAAAGCGAUAAUGAUAAAGUGUUGCUCAUUGGUGCUGGUAUAACUCUCCAUGAAGCUUUAAAAGCUGCAGACCAACUUGCUGAUCAAGGAGUCAAUUGUCGAGUUUUAGAUCCAUUCACCAUUAAACCAAUUGAUGCUGCCGGCAUUUUAGAGAAUGCAAAAGCAUGUAAUGGAAAGAUUGUUGUUGUUGAAGAUCAUUACCCAGAAGGUGGUUUAGGUGAAGCAGUUGCUGGUGCAAUCUCAAACUCAACUGGUAUUACAAUGAAACAUUUGGCUGUACGAGAGAUUCCUCGAAGUGGUCCACCAGCAGAUCUUAUUGAAAAAUAUGGAAUUGGUUCAAACUCAAUUAUCAGUGCAGUUAAAAGCUUUGCUUAAUUUCAGUUAUAACUGUCCUCAAGCUGGUUCAUUCCGUACAUCCAGUAUACAGAAUUCCAAAUCGUAACUUUGCCUUUUCCAGCCACAACAUUCCCGAUUUUUCAAGUACAUCCCGGUAAAAACACUUCUUGAGUUUAAUCUUUGUUUAGUGGGCUUUUAAGUUUUAAAUCCUUCGUUAUCAAAAUGCAAUCACGUUGUACGUCCAGAAUUUUUAUCAGCUGUGGAAGCUGAACUGUUAGGAUGCCUCAAUGCAAUAAUGUUAAUCUAAAUUAAAUCGUUUUUUUAAAUA
Messenger RNA from Tetranychus urticae (two-spotted spider mite), 2305 nucleotides. RefSeq names its product transketolase-like protein 2. Gene Ontology annotation, molecular function: transketolase activity; thiamine pyrophosphate binding. Lineage: Eukaryota; Metazoa; Arthropoda; Arachnida; Trombidiformes; Tetranychidae. The record is from RefSeq and is a predicted model, not a curated record.